Molecule: messenger RNA, 659 nt
Organism: Gopherus flavomarginatus (Mexican gopher tortoise)
Lineage: Eukaryota; Metazoa; Chordata; Testudines; Testudinidae
Product: zinc finger protein 560-like
Exons: 5
Coding region: 95-544 (149 amino acids)
Biological process (GO): regulation of DNA-templated transcription
Source: RefSeq, a predicted model, not a curated record
CAGCAGCGCUGGAGCUGCCCGAGCCGGAGCGGAGCCGCUGUUCUCAGCUGCAGCCAGGAUCUGCCCCCGGCCCCGCUGGGAUCCAGGCUGCAGAAUGUUUUGCUCCAGCUCAUCCCAGCCUGGCGUGGAACAGGGAAGAGAAAUGGCUGCAGUGGAGUCAGUCCAGGGGCCGGUGACCUUCAAGGAGAUGGCUAUGUAUUUCACCAGGGAAGAGUGGGCUCUGCUGGACCCCACUCAGAGAGCCCUCUACUGGGAUGUCAUGCAGGAGAACUAUGAGACUGUGACCUCGCUGGGCCAGAGAAUAACAUCCAUGUUUCGCUGCAGAUCAUCUCGUCCUCCCAGGGGCAAGGAAAUGGCUGCAAUGGAGCUGGCUCAGGGGCCGGUGACCUUCGAGGAGGUGGCUGUGUAUUUCUCCAGGGAAGAAGGGACUCUGCUGGACCCCACUCAGAGAGCCCUCUACAGAGAUGUCAUGCAGGGGAACUAUGAGACGAUGGUCUUGCUGGGUAAGGAUUCCUGUCCCUUCUGUUCUUGGAAGGGGAAAUGAAGAGUGAAGGUUCAUGCCACCCCCACAAUGCCAUCUGUACCCUGUCCUGUUUCAGCAUCACCCCAAUAGGCCAGUAACAUACAUACUACCAGAGACCCUCCUCUGCUGCAGAACA